Daphnia magna is the source of this 679-nucleotide messenger RNA. RefSeq lists its product as uncharacterized. The record is from RefSeq and is a predicted model, not a curated record. Bases 45 to 440 code for a protein of 131 amino acids. NCBI's taxonomy places the organism in Eukaryota, Metazoa, Arthropoda, Branchiopoda, Diplostraca, Daphniidae. The transcript has 2 exons.
GUUGUUUAACUGUUACAGCCCGUAUACUACCCCAGCUGGUCAUCAUGAAAGCAAACACCGUAAUAAUACUUUUAGUUCCAAUUUUAUUGGCUAUCCAUUUCGCUGAAGCGACAGCAUCGUACGGUACAUCAGCAGGUUACGUCCUAACUACGCACACGGAAUCGGAUGAAUACCAUGGCCGACUAGGUGAUGACGACGAUGAUGAAAAGGACCGCGAUGACGAUGAAGAUAUCAAAUAUAAGAAACUGAACUCCGGCCACACGGGUGUCUCUCACGUUGCCCAGGUUUACACUGCUCCGGCCUACGUUGCUCCAGUUCAUGCAGCUCCGGUCUACUCGGCUCCCCAUGCAGUCCCUUCCAGUUACGGGGCUCCGGCUUACGAAGCUUCUUCUCAUAACACUGAGGCCCCUUAUUUGCCAUACUGGUUGCGUUCAGGUUAAGAAAAAAAAAAUGAAGAAACAAAAUACCUUCCUAUAUUCCCCUCUUAGACUACGUCCAUCUUAUCCAUGAAAAUUCUAUCUAAUGCUAACUCAACAAACAUCUAACAGAAAUCUAAGCUUUAAUUCAUUAUUGAUCAUCUCUUUCUAUUGAUUAUUCAAGAGCAUUCCAAUCAGCUUUAAGCACAACUGAAAUUUCUAUCUCUAGUUUCUAGAACAAUACACUAAUUAUCAUUUUAAAA